AUGCAGACAAAGAGUGUGACCACGGCACAAGAGCCACCUACUGAGAUCGAGUUCGCUACUCCACAUGUUCAAUUUCAAGCUAGUUUGCCAACUGAGGCGGAGAUUGAAUCCGGUGAAGCUCGUCUCGAAACUCGAGAUCUACUUGGAAGUGCUGAAGGAAAGAGCAACAAAAAUCUUGCUUUGUAUCCAGAGGUACUCAUGUCUUUGGGGUUCAAUGUCAUUCAGCAGAAGGCAAAGCAGCAGACCCUUGCUAUGUAUCCAGAGGUGCACGUAUCUUUGGGAUUCAAAGCACUCACACUGAACGCAAUUAAUCAGAGUCUUGACGUUUAUCCUGAAGGUCUUCCAUCUUCGAGAGUCAAAGCCGCAAGGACAGAGAUGGAGAAGCAGAAUCUUGGCAUUUAUUCCGAGGUUAUCUCCAGUUUGGGAUUCGAAUUGACGGACACAAUUGCAUCAUCCAAUACCAGGAUGCCGCCAAAUGGUGGCUCUACGAGAGCAGAGGUGGAGACAAAGAAUCUUGGCAUUUAUUGCGAGGUCCUGACCUGUUUGGGAUUUGAAUUGACGCAGACUACUGCAUCAUCCGAAAUCAGCAUGACACAGAAUGGUGUCUCUAAGAAAAAAGAAGCGGAGAAGCAGAAUCUAGGCAUUUAUUUCGAGGUUCUCGCCUGUCUGGGAUUCGAAUUAACUGUGUCAUCGGAAAUCGGCAUUUGGCAUAAUAGUGACUCUAUCAAUGAGGAAGUGCCUUUUGCUAAGGAGUCGACAGGUAAUGGCGAAUUGGAAAAGAAGAUUGUAAUGUCGAAAAACGAAAUGACUCCCGAGGGCAGGUCGAAUGUUGUUAAAAAACUCCCUCUUUCUUUCAAGCCUACUGGAUUCCGGCAGCGUGGGUGGUUGCCCAUGAAGUCUGUCGUAUCAGAUUUCCGAGUGCGCCUGAUCAAUGAAUCAUCUGGGCGUUGGAAAGACCUGAUCAUCCCUGUUUCGGAUAGCUUGACGCUGUUUGACGCUGUCUACAACGCGGAAAGCGUCCAACGCACAAAUAUCCGACAGUUUCCAUCUCAAGUUGCUUUGGAAGUGAAGCAAAAGGCUUGCGAGAUUCUCGCCGAUGUUUUCAUCCCACAUUAUGGUCCUAUUGGCCAGACGACUAACUAUUUUGGAGACACUGACAUUUUGAUUGACGAUGAAGGGACUGCCAUUCGGUCUUUUACAGUAGAUGAUUUGCACCAGACAACAACUGUCGAAAUCUUUGAGCGCAUGUCUCGACCAAAAGACAUGGUGAAAUUCGUUUUGCGUGUGAAAAAGGUUGAAGCUGUGGACGUAUUGGAAUCACGAGUAUCGACUCUCGAAAAGCAACUUCACAUUGCUUCACAACAGGCAAAGAGCGGAUCGGAACUUCUUGCUGAUAAGCUAGAAGCAUUAGAUGAAGCAACAAGUUGGAAUGAGCAACUGUCACAAGAGUUGGACGAGCUGCGGGCAGGAGCAAAUGACCAUAGACCGCAGUCACCAAGAAGCGAGAUGGUCACGAAAUCAAAGCAGCAAAUAGAAAUGUUGGAACAAAAGGAAAAGGCACUGGAGCAAGCAACUGAACGGAACGAGAGUCUAAAGCUCCAAGUAGUCCAACUCCAGAAAGAGAUUGAAAUCUUGGAAGUCGCCGCCAACUCAUCGAUCAUGCCCGAUUACAAGUCUGUGGUAGACCAUGUAAUCGAAGAAGAGGACGAUCGCGACGAGCUCAGCAAAGAUGUCUCAUUCAAACCUGUCGGUUUCCGCCAACGGGGUUGGCGUUCCGACGAAGAGGCAAAUAUGGAAAUGAGGCUCCGUGUGACGAACGAAACAACUCAGCUGUCCAAAGACUUUGUGAUUGCAAUCGACGAUCGGGUCACUGUAUUUGAUGCCGUUUACACGGGAGGCAGUGACGAGGAUAUUCUGGACAAAACCUCGAACAUCCAUUGUAUCGUAUGGCACGACACGGGGAAGGACGUCCGAACAUUCAGCGUGAACGCUUUGAAGCAAAUGAGUACCAAGAGAUUCUUUGAACUGACAUCCCGGCGUCAGGAUUUGAUGAAGGCAUUGAUCCGAUGCCAGGAAACGGCCAAUAACCAAGUACAAGAGUUGGAAAGUGAGGUGAACUCCAUUGGACUACGCAAUGAAGAGUUGCAAAACUCCAUGUGCGUUUUAUCGAACGAGCUAGCGGCUUCCAUGGCAAAGUAUAAUCGGUUGCAGAGGGAAUUGGACAUGAUGAAGCAGAGCCAAGAGGGUGGCCUGCUGUUCGCUACUGAAUUGUUUGAGAUAUAG
Cylindrotheca closterium is the source of this 2283-nucleotide messenger RNA. The record is from the annotation of a GenBank genome assembly. Lineage: Eukaryota; Bacillariophyta; Bacillariophyceae; Bacillariales; Bacillariaceae.